Molecule: messenger RNA, 351 nt
Organism: Rhizoctonia solani
Lineage: Eukaryota; Fungi; Basidiomycota; Agaricomycetes; Cantharellales; Ceratobasidiaceae
Exons: 4
Coding region: 1-351 (116 amino acids)
Source: RefSeq, a predicted model, not a curated record
AUGCCACCUCGGGAUACCCUUGAAGUGAGAGGCUCUCGCGCCAACUUUGUAUACUCCACGCCCAAGGCAUCUGCGAGGGAGCCUAUGAGAGGGUGUCCCCGCCACAUGGCAUUCCCUUGCGCGCACCAAGUUUUUCAAGUGUCUCAUGCGGUCAAAGAGCUAUUUAUGAGAGACUUGGGUGAAGGCAAGGCGUCUAAAAGGGUAAGAUUGCUUACGUGCGCUGGACGCGGAGCGGAAGAGGAGGUUAUGUUGAUUAGAAUUAUCAACGCAGAGGCUGCAGACAAGGUUGCUCAUCCUUUUGCAGAGGAGUCUGAGUUUGAAGAAAAGGAUGACAGUAGCCCUACUCGGUAG